Molecule: messenger RNA, 7148 nt
Organism: Triplophysa dalaica
Lineage: Eukaryota; Metazoa; Chordata; Actinopteri; Cypriniformes; Nemacheilidae
Gene: mast1b
Product: microtubule associated serine/threonine kinase 1b
Exons: 27
Coding region: 401-5266 (1621 amino acids)
Biological process (GO): peptidyl-serine phosphorylation; intracellular signal transduction
Molecular function (GO): magnesium ion binding; ATP binding; protein binding
Source: RefSeq, a predicted model, not a curated record
CGUCGCAAACAUGGCCGCCGAGUGCGGAGACUUUGCCUAAAGAUACUUUGGUUUAUCGAGAAAGAUGAAUGAAAACACUGAAGAUUAGAGAGGGGGACGGGCUUGCUGGCAUUCGAGUUGGUCUCGCGCACGCACACAAGCACGCACGUUCUUUAUGACGUCACGGGCGUGCGUUCGCGAAUCCUCCGUUCCGCUCGGUCUGUCUAAAAUCGCUCGUUCGGUCUCUCGGCGGAUCGACAUGAGCUCGGUUACGAUCGCUCGUGAAGCGCACUGAUGAGAGCGUCCGUAUCCACACGUCUCUCGUGACGCGCAUCCUCCGGUUAUCCGGUCACGCGACGCCUCCAGCGCGACUGCGAUCCUCGGUUUCGUCUGAUCCUCGCGCAUCUCUACCGGACACACGAUGGAUGAUUCGGGAAUAAUCAGACGCAGGCGUCUGCAGGAUCUUCCUCUGCCACGUAAGAACAGCAGUUGCCGUAGUAACAGGAAGAGUCUGAUUCUGACUUCCACGUCCCCGACUUUGCCCCGCCCACAUUCUCCUUUACCUGGACACAUUGGCAGUAGUCCUCUGGACAGCCCUCGAAACUUCUCUCCCAGCACACCUGCACAUUUCUCCUUCGCUUCCUCCAGGAGAGAUGGGCGUCGAUGGUCACUGGCGUCUCUUCACUCUUCUGGCUAUGGCACCAACACACCCAGUUCAACGUCUUCCAGUUCAUCACAGGAGCGUUUGCAUCCGUUACCGUCUCAGCCCACCAUGGACGAGCUUCACUUUCUCUCCAAACACUUUGGCAGCACAGAGAGCAUCACAGAUGAUGACGGGGGACGCUGUUCACCCCACAUGAGACCCCGCUCACGCAGUCUCAGUCCGGGUCGCUCUCACUCCUGCUAUGACAAUGAGAUCGUCAUGAUGAAUAAUGUUUACAGGGAGCGUUUUCCCAAGGCCACGGCUCAGAUGGAGGGCAGGUUGUGUGAUUUCAUUCACUCAUACGCUCCUGAGAGCGUUCUGCCGUUAGCCGACGGGGUCCUGAGCUUCGUCCAUCAUCAGAUCGUGGAGCUGGCCAGAGACUGCCUGACCAAAUCCGGUGAAGGUCUCAUCACCUCCGUCUACUUCUAUGAGCUGCAGGAGAACCUGGAGAAACUUCUGGAUGACGCCUACAAGCGUUCGGAGAGCUCCGAGUUGACCUUCGUCACAGAGCUGGUGAAGAAACUUCUCUUCAUCAUCGCUCGACCCGCUCGACUUCUGGAGUGUUUGGAGUUUAACCCUGAAGAGUUUUAUCAUCUGUUGGAGGCGGCUGAAGAUCAAGCCAAAGAAGGUCAUCUGAUGAAGACCGACAUCCCACGAUACAUCAUCAGUCAGCUGGGUCUGACCCGAGACCCUCUGCAGGAGAUGGUCACGUGUGAACAUCAGGAGACUGAAGGACCCCUUUCACCUGAGACAGAUGAUUCACAAGAGGGAAAAAUGAAACCCAUGAAACCACCUGAAGAGGCCGAUUUCCAAACCAUCAAGCUGAUCAGCAAUGGAGCCUAUGGGGCGGUGUAUUUGGUCCGUCAUCUGGAGACUCAGCAGCGCUUCGCCAUGAAGAAGAUCAACAAACAGAACCUCAUUCUGAGGAAUCAGAUCCAGCAGGCGUUUGUAGAGCGAGACAUUCUGACCUUCGCUGAGAACCCGUUUGUCGUCGGCAUGUUCUGCUCAUUUGAGACCAGACGACACCUGUGUAUGGUGAUUGAGUAUGUGGAGGGAGGAGAUUGUGCGACGCUGCUGAAGAGCAUUGGAGCUCUCCCUGUGGAGAUGGCUCGCAUGUACUUUGCUGAGACGGUCCUAGCGCUAGAGUACAUACACAACUACGGCAUUGUGCAUCGAGAUCUCAAACCUGACAAUCUGUUGAUCACAUCUAUGGGUCACAUUAAACUCACUGAUUUCGGUUUGUCUAAAAUUGGUCUCAUGAGUCUCACCACAAACCUGUAUGAGGGACACAUCGAGAAGGACACCAGAGAGUUCCUGGAUAAACAGGUUUGUGGUACACCGGAGUACAUCGCUCCUGAGGUGAUUCUGCGUCAGGGUUACGGGAAGCCGGUGGACUGGUGGGCCAUGGGCAUCAUCCUCUAUGAGUUCCUGGUGGGCUGCGUGCCGUUUUUCGGCGACACACCUGAGGAGCUGUUCGGUCAGGUCAUCUCAGAUGAGAUUGUGUGGCCGGAAGACGAAGAUGCUCUUCCCGCUGAUGCACAGCACUUGAUCUCAUGUCUCCUGCAGACCAACCCGCUGCUCCGACUCGGCACAGGCGGAGCCUUCGAGGUGAAACAGCACUCGUUUUUCUGUGAUCUGGACUGGAGCAGUCUCAUCCGACAGAAAGCAGAGUUUAUUCCUCAUCUGGAGUCGGAGGAGGACACCAGUUACUUUGACACGCGAUCCGAGCGAUAUCAUCAUGUUCAGUCGUACGACGAGGAUGACACGAAUGACGACGAGCCGGUGGAAAUCCAUCGAUUCUCCUCCUGUUCCCCACGCUUCAGCAAGGUGUACAGCAGUAUGGAGCAUCUGUCUCAGCUGGAACACAAACCCACGGUGACUCGCAGAGAACCCAAAACUCACAGAGACGAUCGAGGGAAAAGAGAAAGUCUGAGCGGUGUGACCCUCAGAGAAAAGAGCUGGAGGACCCGAUCUCCUGAGAUGAAGCGUUUGUCGUGUUCUGAAUCCUCCUUCACUGAAUCCGACUCCAGUCCUCCGGGUGCACGCCGGCGUUUCUCUGCUCUGGUGGACACACACCGCUUUGUUUCUCAUCUAGAGGGCGACAGUGACGCACAUGCUCGGCAGCCGGUGUUUAAAGCCAGAGGAUCAUCUCUAGAGGAGACCACAUCUACUCCAUCUGCAGCGCCUCCUACAGACAAACUCCUGCGGACGGCUGAUGUUGCCACGGGAACAGUGCCGCCACACAUGCCCGACUCGUUUAGUCCCCGGGCUGGAACCGAAGUCAUCUUGCGAAGAGCACGACAUCAUCAGAUCCCGACCGAAGGUGAGAAACAUGCGGUGGCUCGCUCCGGCACCAAGGUCAUAAAAUCAGCGUCUGCCACGGCGCUGUCUGUCAUCAUACCUGCAGUUGAGCCGCAUGGCACGUCUCCACUGGCCAGUCCCAUGUCUCCUCGCUCCAUAUCGUCCAAUCCCUCGUCUCGUGACUCGUCUCCGAGUCGUGACUACUCGCCCACGGUCAGCGCUCUGAGGUCACCCAUCACCAUCCAGCGCUCGGGGAAGAAGUACGGCUUCACGCUGCGGGCCAUCAGAGUCUACAUGGGUGACACCAAUGUGUACAGCGUCCACCACAUGGUCUGGCACGUGGAGUGUGGCGGUCCUGCUGAAGAGGCGGGUCUUUGUGCCGGUGACCUCAUCACCCAUGUGAACGGGGAGUCUGUGCACGGAUUGGUGCACACAGAGGUGGUGGAGCUCAUUCUCAAGAGCGGCAGUAAAGUAAUGGUGACCACCACACCGUUUGAAAACACAUCGAUAAAGACCGGACCAGCCCGGAAGCUCAGCUAUAAAGCCAAGAUGGCCAGACGCGUCAAGAAGACGACUAAAGACGGACAGGAGAGUAAGAAGCGAAGCUCACUCUUUCGUAAGAUCACUAAACAGUCCAAUCUGCUUCACACCAGUCGGAGUUUGUCGUCUCUGAAUCGCUCGCUUUCGUCUGGAGACAGUCUGCCGGCUUCACCGACACACAAUCUGUCCGCACGCUCACCAACACAGACGUACCGCUCACCUCCAGACUCCGCCUACCUCGGUACUUCAUCUCAGAGCAGCUCUCCAGCAUCCAGCACGCCCAACUCUCCCGCCGCGUCCCAUCACAUGCGGCCGAGCUCGCUUUACGGCCUGUCUCCAAAACUCCACCGGCAGUAUCGCUCCGCCCGCUGCAAAUCCGCCGGGAACAUUCCCCUCUCCCCAUUGGCCCACACACCGUCCCCCACCUCCUCCUCCCCUCCGCCCAUCGCAGGACACACGUUCGGCAGCUCCAACACCACCCAAGCCUUCCCCGCCAAACUCCACGCCUCCCCUCCGAUUACUCGACCACGUCCGAAGAGCGCAGAUCCGCCCCGGUCUCCUCUCCUCCAGCGGGUUCAGUCUGCCGAGAAGCUCGGUCCGCCCGCUCCGCCGUCAUUCCCUUCAUCCUCGUCUUCCAUUUGCUCGGACCGAAAGGGCACUCUUGGCGUUUCCAUCCGGAAGCACGGUCUGGACGUCGUGCAUGCAGAAUACCGUCGGGAUUCGUUUCACUGCGAGCAUGCCCUGCAGAGCCUGGUUGAGAUUGAGGGCGAGAACACGCCCGGCAACUUGCCCUCUCCACCUGACCAAACCCCCGCUCCGGCCAGCUUGAACGUGAUCGAUAUUACAAACAAUCUUGCGAAGCAAGAAUCAACAAUGAGACGUGAGUUUUAUUUGAAAGAGACUGAACUCAAAAUUACAAGUGAUACUGUAAACGCUAAAACAACACAGUCAGACAAACCCAUUGAGAAGAAGAAAGAGGUGACGGAGUCUCAGAGCCCUCGAAACAGGCUCAGCGUCAGUUCUGCAGGAAAAGAUGCAGUCAAGGAUGUUGGAAAGAGUCAGUUGAUCAGUCUGGAUACGACCACUAUGAAAUGUGGUCCCAAGUCUCCAGACCGGACCCCGGUUUGUCUGACCUCGGGAUCACAGGAACUCAAACCUCACAGCCUUCAAAAAGAAGAUCUAAAACCUUUGGAGAGAAGCAAAGAUGCAGGAAAUACUGCAAUGACAGAGAAAACCUCUUCAACACAGACAACCACUCCAGAGACAAGCAAGUCAAUUAAAGGAUCACCAAACUCAGAAUUGAGCAUCAACAAAGACGCAUCUAAAGUUUCAACCCCACAGAUCUCAGACGCAGCGUCUGCCUCAUCCAAACCCCGCGAACCCAAGAUUCAAACUCCAUCCAGAGGCCUUCACGAGGAGAGGUGUCAGGAGGCUCCCGCGUCUCCGUCUCCGACCGCCCGCUCACCCUGCACAAGCAAAUCCCGAGCCGGUUCUCCCGGUGAAAGGUCCAGCUUUGUGACGCAGCUCACCAGCGUGGCUAAAACCGUAUUGGGACCCAUGAAACUGGGUUCUCAAGAUGGUGGAAAAUCCAAGGACGGCGGCUCCAAAGCCAGCGAGGACAAGCGUGCCGCCACGUUGGGCAAAUCUGAAGGUUCGCCCGGCGGUCGUCGUGGCUUUACGGGAACAUGGCCCGGCCCCGGAUCCUCAAAAGCCGACAAGAAAAGCUCCUCGAAGCAUUCGUAAUGAGCACUCGAACCCAAAAGCAGACUGUUUAAAGACACCACAGCCAUCAAACCAAUGCAAAAUACGCUUGUACGACAAAUCGAAGAAAACUAAAAAUUGUGCAGCAGGAAUAAGGUGCUUCAAAACGACUGUUGUCAGAUAUGUUUGUUUUUGCAUAUGGCUUAUGAAUCUAUGCACCAUCGUAUGUGGAUGUAGAACAAACCUUUGUGUCUCUCCUGCAUGUUACAUGUGUAUUGUGAAUAGAAGAGUCUAAAUAUAAGAUAUGACGACCUAAUGCUAGUGAAUACUGCACACCCUUCCUUUAGGCCUUGACCUGUCAUCAUCAUAUCAGAUUCAGAGAUGAGAGGUACUUCAAGUGUUCACGUUAAAUCUUCAUCACGUAUAUCGUUUAACUGCCAACAGCAGCACCAAUCUGAUGCUCGAGGUCACGAUAACAAUGCUGAGGGGGCGGUUGAACAUCUUUUAAGAAAUUGCGAAAAGCUUUUAAUGUGUUUGGCACAGGUGCUCACACCUGCGGUUUUCUUUCUAUUUGCACUCAACAUGUCCGGCAAAGACGAACAUGAAUAAGAUGUCAUUGACGCACACCCCUGCUGUUAUUGUGAACAUCUGAUCUGGUUAAGUCUUUUAUUAAAAUGUUUUACGUUCACAGAAGUGGCUUUAUCAGCUGUUGUUACUAAAAUAUUUCUGUAUUGUUUUUAAUUGUUUUUGAGUGAUUUAACACCGAUUCUCGUAAAGGACAGAAUUAAAAAAGAUGUAGAGAUGCUUGGGAGGGUGAAAUCACCUUCAAAUGUUUGUCUGUGGUUGAAUGAAGAUUUAUAUAUUUACAACGGGCAUCUCUCUGCAGAAUAAAAUGUGAUUUAAAGAAGAAUAAUAGAUCAACUCUAUGAUUGUGAUGUCAUGAUGAAAGAUUAUGUCAGUAAAUGCACUGUGAAUGAUGGACUUGAAUUCUUUCAGAUCUAAUAGUAGUUGCAGAAGAGUUUGUGAAGCGUAUGUGAUGUUUAGAAGUUAGUUUGUGUUUUAUUUGAAUCCAUUUUAAUUCACUUUUAAUACUUAAUGAUUCCAUUUUUUUCAGUGAACAUCUGAUGGUUUGGAAAGAUGUUCAGGUCACAUGUGGAGAUGAUGAUGAUGUAUCUGUUUACAUGAAUGGCACGGGCGCUCCCCGUGUUUUGAGUUACGAUGGGUUGGUGCCAUUUUCCGCGGUAGAUCUGUUAAAUCCGUUCUUGAGUGGGUUUUUUUGCCGAUAAAGGACUUUACACUUUACCCAAAGUAACAAUGACAGCCCUGGAGCUUUCUAAACCAACCCACCAAAAAAGAACCGUGGUUUUUCAGACAAGUCCCGUGAUAGAACCAUGUUUUUGGGACAUGCACUGUAGUGUAAAGACCUUAGUAGAUAUCAAAUGGUAUUACAAUCUGAUCCCAUCAUUGUAGUGUUUUGUAAGGGUGAUUGUGUUUUCUAUAUUUGGGUAGUGUGUAUAUGACCUUUGACCUCUUGGUUUGUGCUGUGAAGUGUGUGUGUGUGUAGGAUAGAUGAUGUCAGGUUUGUGUGUGUAGGAUAGAUGAUGUCAGGUUUCCGUGUCUGUGUCUAGAUUGUGUAGUGUUACGCAACGAGUUAAGCAAUGUUAAAUAUGCACUUUAUUGGUUAACGUCUGUUAUCUGUUGAGUUUAUUUGAAUGAUUUUGUUUGUUUAAAUUCAUCAAGACGCUGCUCUGCAUAAAUCUUCCGUAAACUUGACACAUGUUAUUAUCUGUUUUGUACGCUCAUUUAUUGUGUUAUUGUUUAUAUGUCUUUUUUGUAUGAUUUUUCACCUCAGGCGAUGUUAUAAUGACCAAUGCAAUUGAAAUAUGAAUAAAGUGCAAAAAUAAUGAUAAAGAGAAGCCUAAAA